Cetraspora pellucida is the source of this 1029-nucleotide messenger RNA. Lineage: Eukaryota; Fungi; Glomeromycota; Glomeromycetes; Diversisporales; Gigasporaceae. The record is from the annotation of a GenBank genome assembly.
AUGCUUGAUAAACAAGUAAAUAAAAGCAAUAAAUUUUGUAUCUGUCAAGAAUGUGUAUUAGGUUCUUCUUAUGAAGAAGCAUAUAAUAAUAAGUUUGCAAACACACAAGAACUUGUUCACCACUAUUUAAAAAAUUGCAUAUAUUUUAAACAAAAAUAUAAUAAAUCUGAACAAGCAGAAAUUUUAGCUAAAUCAGAUAAAGUUGUUUUAGCAACUAAUAAUUCUUUUCAAGAAAGUAUUGAUGAUAAUUCUGCUACUGGAUCAGAGGUUUCUUUAGGUACUAGCUCUCUUCAGUCAAAGUUUCAACAUAAAAAAAAUAAAAUAGAUUGUUAUUUAUUAUGGCCUUUAAGUGAGGAUCAACAGAAGUAUUUUAAACAACUUUUACUUAAAGCAACUGUUUCAUGUGGUUGGUCUUUUUCUUGGGGUAAUAUUCUUAUUUGGAGUGCAAAAAAUAUAUCAAAUGAAUGUACAAGAUGGCCUAAUAUACAAUAUCGAACAGAAAAUAUGCUUGAUGAUCUAAAAAAAAAGCAAAUAAAAGUUAUUGCUGUUGUAACAGAUUGCGCAUCUGAAUAUGAAGCAGCUAGGUCUUGUGCUGCACUUAAAAAUUUAGCUACAAGAAUAGAAGAAGAUAAUGAUAAUAUUUUUAAAGGUUUUCUUAGAACAUUAUCAAAUAAACUUCAACAUAACAAAAGCAAUCUUACUGAACCAUUACUAUUUUUAUCUUUUUUGUUACAUCCAACUUAUCAUAAUACACAAUUUAACCAAAAUCUUGAUGAUCUUUCUCUUGUAUAUAUGGGAAAAUGGAUUGUGCACUAUUAUAAAUCCUGGUUUGGUAAACCUUCACACUCUAUUUUGGAUAAAUUGCAGCAUUAUGAAAGUGAAGAAUAUCCAUUUAAUAAAGAAACAUUUAAUCAAUUUGGUGGUAACUUGCUAAAAUAUUGGAAUUUUUGCAAAAGAGUUGCUGAAGAAUUGCAUCUUGUAGCAGUUUGUAUUUUUUCAGUUUGUAUAACUACAGCAUUAGUAGAAUGA